AUGGCGGCGACCUGGGAUAAGGAGAUGAUUUACCAACGAGGGAGUGCAAUGGGUGCCGAGUUCCGAGGAAAGGGUGCGCAUGUUAUGCUUGGUCCUGUCGGCGGCCCAUUGGGUCGCAGUGCUCUUGGUGGCCGAAACUGGGAAGGCUUUUCUCCGGACCCUUACCUAACUGGCGUGGCUAUGGACCACACGAUCCGUGGCGUGCAGAGUCAGGGUGUUCAAGCCAAUGCGAAGCACAUCAUUGGCAACGAACAAGAAACGCAACGGAAAGCGACCGAGAUUGAUGGCCAGAUGGUUGCUGCAGUCUCUUCCAACAUCGACGAUCGAACCAUGCACGAGUUAUAUCUGUGGCCAUUUGCGGAUGCUGUUCAUGCGGGCGUUGCGAGUGUGACUUGCGCCUAUAAUCGAGUCAACGGUACAUACAGCUGUCAAAACAAACAGGUCUUAAACGAUCUCUUAAAGACAGAGCUAGGGUUUGAAGGCUGGGUCACGUCCGACUUUAUGGGCGCCAUGUCUGGCGUUGACUCUGCCAUGGCCGGGAUGGAUAUGAACCAGCCAGGGCCCAUUUCGGGGACCCAGUUGAACGAGACAUACUGGGGACCUAACCUGGUCACAGCGGUGCAAAACGGAUCAGUUCCUGAGGCGCGUCUCAACGAUAUGGUUCAGCGUAUCUUGACUCCGUAUUUGUAUUUUGGUCAAAACCACACCAGUUAUCCAAGCAUUGAUCCAUCGUCAGAGCUGCUCACGCUGGAAAAUUUUGGCGUCCUAACAGGUGUGCACUUAUUAAGCCCUGGCACAGCUACUCCUGCUGGACGCGAUGUUCGGGGCAAUCACUCGGCCUUGAUCCGGACCAUGGGCUCAGCCGGGACAGUGUUAUUGAAGAAUGUCAACAACACCCUUCCCUUGAAAUCGCCUCGCAAUAUCGGUGUGUUUGGGGAGGAUGCAGCCGAUAUAACCACCGGCGCUCUCUAUCCAAACGCUGGGUACAACGUUGGAACCCUCAUCAUCGGGGGUGGAUCUGGAGGCGGCCGCACCAGUUUCAUCGUUCCCCCACUAGAGGCAAUCAAAACUCGGGCUAGAAAGAUCGGGGCACAGGUCCAGUACAUCACCAACACUACAGUCCUCACCAGUGGCGAACAGACUACACUCUAUCCUUGGCCCGAAGUUUGCCUGGUGUUCUUGAAGACUUGGGAAACUGAAGGGGUCGAUCGAACGGACCUUGAGGCCGACGGUGACUCCACUCAGUUGGUAGAAGCUGUCACGAACCUAUGCCCGAAACGCACCGUUGUGAUUACCCAUUCCGGGUGUCCGAAUGUGAUGCCAUGGGCAUCUAAUCCUGACGUGGUGGCUAUCCUUGCGGCCCAUUACCCUGGGGAGGAGAGUGGUAACUCAAUCGCCGAUGUGCUUUGGGGAGACGUUAACCCGUCAGGCCGACUCCCAUACACAGUUGCUAGGAAUGCCACAGAUUACAACGGCCCCAUUGUGAAUGUCACUGGGCCCGAUGCGACUAAAGAAUGGGCUUGGCAAAGUAACUUCACCGAAGGUCUCUUCAUUGACUAUCGUCACUUCGACGAUCAGGAGAUUACUCCACUCUACGAGUUUGGUUUUGGACUCAGCUACACCACUUUCGCUCUGGAUUCUCCGAUUUCUAUCACAUUGAGCCCAUCUGCUAGCCACGACAAUCUCUCGACCACUCCUCCUGCAGCCGAUCUUUCCACACUGGCCUUGGGGGGCAAUCCGAACCUGUGGAAGACACUGGUACAUGCUUCAACACGUGUCAAGAACACCGGUUCUCGGGGAGGAGCAGCCGUCAUCCAGCUCUACGUCUCUUUCUCGCGUGGUAGUGUUCCUUCCGGUACUCCGAUUCGAGUACUUCGUGGUUUCGAGAAAGUACCUUUGAGCCCCGGCGAGAGCAAGAAAGUGCCUUUUAAUCUCACACGCCGUGAUCUCAGUUACUGGGAUAUUCAGGCUCAGGAUUGGUGCAUUCCCAGUGGAGAGAUUCACAUCAGCGUUGGGUUCAGCUCUCGGAAUUUGCCUCUUCACUCUACAGUGACUCUUAUUUAG
Molecule: messenger RNA, 2064 nt
Organism: Penicillium digitatum Pd1
Lineage: Eukaryota; Fungi; Ascomycota; Eurotiomycetes; Eurotiales; Aspergillaceae
Product: beta-glucosidase
Biological process (GO): glucan catabolic process
Molecular function (GO): beta-glucosidase activity
Source: RefSeq, a predicted model, not a curated record